CCCCCCCCCCCCCCAAGUGAACGAACACCAAGUUUAUUUCACAAAGUAAACAAAACGUCGUGUCGGAGAAUGUGCUAUAGUUUUAAAAGAUUCGUAAAAAAAUGUGUGCGAUCGUGGGCAAACUGUGAUGUUCGAUUUUGUUUUCAGCUGUGCAUCACCAAAGACACGCACACACAAUUCGUGUUUGCGUGUCACUUCAACCCCCGAACAAAAAUCAAAAUGAAAUCAAGGAACUCAGCAGGUUUGGUUUGAAGUGAAUCAUGCCACCCGUUUCAUUAUUAUAGUUACUUUUGCAGUUUGAAUGUAACAUCAAAGAGAAAGGACACUCACCGGGAUGUCCAGAUGGCACAUCAGUUUGGUGUCACCUGACAUGAAAUCCAUGCUGAAAGAAAUAUAAAACAUUAAUUGUGUAAAGAUUUCGUUUUUAAUUGCCUUAGAAAGUUACAAAGAAAUGACGAUUUUUCGGGGCAAGUGCAUUGCACUGUGAUGAUGACGUCAGUAAUUACAAGCUCGGGAAGAACGUUGUUCUACGUACAUGUACUUUAAACCAGAGCUGUAAUGACUCGAGUCAAUGAGGGUUUGUUUCCCUUAUAUAAUGAUCCAACUAUGAGCUAAAAAUCGUUUUGAUCUGUUCAGUACUUUUCGUUGAAAUUGGAAAAAAAUAGAUCUUGGUGCAUUUUUAGAAGUUGUAACACUUGUGUUUGCAAUAUCUGUCAAUCUUUUCAAGCCUCACGAAUAUUAACAAGGUUCCUACCCAUUAUGGUGUGCAGUAAAAAUUUGCAGUAUCGCCUCCUUCACAAGUUAUUAAUUCAUAAAUCUCAAAUGCCGGCUUCCAUUGGUCGAUACCCACGCGAAGUCACACUAUUAUGCCAAAAUCGUCUCCAAAAGUUGUACGAGUUUAUAAGUUCCAAUUGGUUUCGCAUAGGUAAAUAUAUUAAAAAGACAGCCUUUCUAAAACAGAAAUCUAAAAAUUGGAUUGCACAUUGUGUAAUGCGUAUAAUUUCAGACAUUAUAUUUGAAUCGAUAUAAAAUACUAACGCUGAUGGUGACAUUAAAGAUUUUCUUUCAGAUGAGAGUAACAGUUACUCCAAUAUCAAAGUGCAGUCUGUUAAUGAAGCUCGUCCAUGGAGCUAUUGCUCCCUGGUUAGUCGUUGCUUUGUCUAUUGACUUUUGAUGCAUCUCAUUACAUAACGAUCGGUUAGAAUUCUUUUUGGGAUGUUCUUCAUCUCGUCCUGCUCGAGGGAUGGGUGUAUACAAAUUAACUACCAGAGGUCCAUGCAAAAUACUUCGAAACCUCUGAGGUGAUUUUGUAUUAAAAUUGACAGUGAGAUAUGAGGAGAGACCAAAAUCAUAAUACAUGUAUGAUACUCAUUGGAAUCAGACUCGACUAGAAAAGCAGUUACUUUACAACUUACACCCGCUACAUAUACAGUCGGCUGCGUGUGUGCAAGUUGGACUGCAUGUGUGCAAGUUAGGCUCUACCUACACGGAGUUUAAUUAUUAAAGUGCAUUUUAGGAGAGAAUGAAAAUCAAUUGAAUGGGGUUGUUUCUAGCCCUACUGUUUUAAAACUCACGCUUGAAACUUGUAGAUUUGUUUGCACACUGUCGUUUGCCUUUGCUGGUCACUUUUACUUUGUGGUUAAAGCAAGCUGUUAAUCAAAACGACAUAAAGAUAAUCAAAAUACAAAGGCUACACUCGCCAUAGUUUUGUAUAGCCUCCUAUUAUAAUUCUUCAUUCCAAGUUGGUGACAAAUUUCUCAGAGUAUCAAUGUUAUACAAUCAUGUACAUACCAUUAUCACAUGUUACUCACGUUUGCCACACCGUUAAACAUUUGAGACUAUUUCCAACCCGUUUAUAUUUGUUCGAUUUAGUAAACACUAGAUGUGAUGUUGACUCUCCAUUUCGAACAGAUUUUAUAGAUUUAUCUAUGAUGUGAUUCAUAAUCAAGCUUCGCUGUGCAGGAGAUGAAUGACUUUGCACCUUACCUAAAAUAAAAUCCAUUGAUGUGGUAGGUAAUACAUCUCAUACACACCUUGCUAAAAUACCAGAUCGCUAAACGUUGGUCGCCAAUAUUCUCCCAAGUGAUAUCACUCUAACUUGGCUACAACCAAUACUGAUACAGCAUUCCUCGGUAUAGGCUUUUAUUUGCAAGCAACCCUAUCAUGAGGUUCCUCAUUGUCCUGACCACCGUGUGCCAGCUCUUGGCAGGGUUGGCAUUAACGGCGGAGUCUGUUCGGCUCACCCGGCGCUACACGGGGCCAGAGAUGGGUACAGGCGGUCUGCUGAGUCGCAUGAUGGCCAGAAUGGCCGAGUUGAAAGAAGCACCGGAGAUGGAAGCAAAGACCAACCAAGUGGUAGGUGGCGAUGAAGAUGUUCAUUACAACAUUGGCAAAUGCAAAGAGUUGGACUGCGCAAGGAUUCAAGAACUCAAACAGGCAGUGUUUGCCCUGCUCGAGGCAAUCGAUUGUCAUGAUCCUGCUGAAAGCAGCGUUCCUGGCUCAACCAGUUCCCAGACCGAUUCCAGCAGCAGCCAAUACUCCUUACCAUCCUGGCCUACCUGGCAAGACUCACUAUGGCAGUUGGACUCCUGGGAUAGCAGCAGCUCGGGACAGAGUCAACAACCCCCAAGCUAUGAAGAACCACCCCAGAGCCUGGACCCUCAAGCUCAAGCUAUGAAGAACCAACCCCAGAACCUGGACCCUCAAGCCCAAGCUAUGAAGAACCAACCCCAGAGCCUGGACCCUCAAGUUCAAGCUAUGAAGAACCAACCCCAGAACAUGGACCCUCAAGCUCAAGCUAUGAAGAACCAACCCCAGAACCUGGACCCUCAAGCUAUGAAGAACCAUCCCCAGAACCUGGACCCUCAAGCUAUGAAGAACCAUCCCCAGAACCUGGACCCUCAAGCUAUGAAGAACCAACCCCAGAACCUGGACCCUCCAGCUAUGAAGAACCAUCCCCAGAACCUGGACCCUCAAGCUAUGAAGAACCAUCCCCAGAACCUGGACCCUCAAGCUAUGAAGAACCAACCCCAGAACCUGGACCCUCAAGCUAUGAAGAACCAUCCCCUGAACCCACAUCUCUAAGUUACAAAGAGCCCUACAACGAGUACUUUGGCAAGAAUUUCAAACGAUACUAUAGGAAAUAGAUUGGAUCUUGGAUCGAUCCCAUCCCUCCAAUUGAAGUUGUUCUCCCACUUAUGGCAAUGUAGUCGUCUUGUCAAUAUUCAGCCAAAAUUAUAGAAUCUCACUGCAUGAUCACUCAACAAUAGCCAUCGUAACAAAAUUUAAGCUGCCAAAUAAUUAUUUAGUGAAAGACUUAUUCUCUCAUGAAAAUAUGUUCAUGUAAGUAACCCAAAAGGUUUUGCCACUAAAAUCUCUAUUGUUUCAGAUAUACUUGAAUUUUUAAGUUCACAAUCUUUUACAAAUGCGAUUUUCUUUCAGCUAUCUUACAAAUAAUAAUCAAUGAUUCAAGA
Patiria miniata (bat star) is the source of this 3473-nucleotide messenger RNA. RefSeq names its product altered inheritance of mitochondria protein 3-like. The transcript is spliced from 2 exons. Lineage: Eukaryota; Metazoa; Echinodermata; Asteroidea; Valvatida; Asterinidae. The coding region runs from base 2164 to 3084 and encodes 306 amino acids. The record is from RefSeq and is a predicted model, not a curated record.